AUGGGAUCUUCAAGCUCAAAAGCCGCCGGCGCUGCCGGAAAAGCAGCGUCUAAACUCUCGUCGAAACCCACACCCGCAGCCCGCAAAUACCCUACCCGUUCCCCUCGAACCACAAGCUCGUCCGCAACGAAUUCACCAGCAGAUGCGGCGGCUCCAAUUGCACCUGGGGGAAUAGGAUCAACUGUACACCCAAAUUCCAAAGCUCCACCACCGGAUGACGCGGCAAUCAAUACCGAAGCCCCCGACCCAGAUCUUAACCCGGCCUAUCAAGCCCGUCUCCAACAACUCGGCGCCGUACAACCAAAUCCCACACUCUCCAACUCCUCGACGUUUAAUUCCCCAGCCUCCUCCACCAACCCACAACAAGAGCCAUCAUCGUUCCAACCCUCCGCCUCGACGCCUUCACAAUCUGUCUUCCCAUCAGCGUCCUCAAACCCAGCAGUUAGCUUGUUAACCGCGAGAUACAGGUUAGCGGAGGAGGCGGAAAGGGAGUUUGAAGAGAUUGGAAAACGUGGCGCGAAGGGAAGGCAGUUUGUGGAUGUGUUUACGUUGAAGCAGGUUUUGGUUAUGAGGGAGCGGGGGAUGAUGAAUGAGCAGAUCGAAAGGACGUUGGAGUUAAAGGAGGGGGUUGUAGGGAGGCUUGGGAGGAGGGGUGUUGUUGGUGUUGCACGGUGA
Messenger RNA from Venustampulla echinocandica, 675 nucleotides. RefSeq lists its product as uncharacterized. NCBI's taxonomy places the organism in Eukaryota, Fungi, Ascomycota, Leotiomycetes, Helotiales, Pleuroascaceae. The transcript is spliced from 2 exons. The record is from RefSeq and is a predicted model, not a curated record. The coding region runs from base 1 to 675 and encodes 224 amino acids.